AUGACAGAGUUUAAGAGCAACAAUGAGAUGAUGGGCGACGACCAGGUGUAUGAUUCUCUUAGGAAUACGCGAGUUCACCACGCCGACAAAAAUGAAGACCAAAUUCCCCCAGAAGUUCCCGCACAGGAAUCAAAGGCAAAGAGACGACGUAUCACACAGGACCAGUUGUAUUCUGGCAAAUUGGAAAGCUUGUUGCAAUGGGCUACGCUGCAAACCCAUGAAAUUCGACAUCCAUCUUAUUAA
Messenger RNA from Penicillium cinerascens, 243 nucleotides. RefSeq lists its product as uncharacterized. The coding region runs from base 1 to 243 and encodes 80 amino acids. The transcript is spliced from 2 exons. The record is from RefSeq and is a predicted model, not a curated record. Lineage: Eukaryota; Fungi; Ascomycota; Eurotiomycetes; Eurotiales; Aspergillaceae.